GGAAAUAUGUGCUUUGUUCGUUUUUAUUUAGCAUACAAGCAAUUAUGAUUCAGUUGCUAGCCGAUCGAAAUUUCUGGAUUGUCGGCGAGUCAUAACCUGGAUAACGUGGACGGUGAUUUGCCAGAAAGCAAUCACUCGUAAUUUGCUUUCAAACAAGAUCGUACGAGGUUUAAUAAAUUCAUAUAAAUUACGUUUGCGUACUGGUCAGUGAAAAUUCGAAUGCAUACUGCCUACCACUGUUCGUUCAGGUCAUGAUACGACCCGAUGCGUCAUUUGAUUUUUAUAAUUGAAAGAAAUCCAAACAUAUUUUCGCAUUACAAACAGUAAGUUGGAUCGCAGAGUGAUUCAGAAUUCGAUGUAAAGAAUGGUGCAACGGUGAUCUGGACUUGUUGUUAACAGAUACAGCGAAAGAGAGAAGCGUAUGUCAGCUAACGACACGGCUUGGCACGCGUGGCCAAGAUGGUGGUGGUAAUGGAGGCACAACGACGAUAGUCGGGACUUCUCUGCGUGUCAUCGUCUCGCUUCAGUGUUCCUCUUUAAUUCGUCGCUAGCUCCUCAGAGGGUGUACGCCGUUGAUGAUGCACGUUUGUAGUGGGAAGUUGUUAAUGUAUUAGUCGUGCAUCAUCAAGAGGAGAGAGAUCGGUAGACGGUCGGUAUAUCUGUGGGAUCGCUGCUGCGCCGUCCAAAAAUAGAUAAAUGAACGACGAGCGUGCUAUCCUUGUUGUCGGUGGUUCCACGCACUCUGUAACAAUGCAUGAUUAUUAAAAGGUUCGUGGCUAACGCCAGUGAGGAAUGGAGGUGCUCAAAACCAGUCAGGAGAUAGUGCACGAAGGGUGGCUCAUUAAAUCGCCACCUACGAAACUCUGGCGAGCGCGAUGGAGGAAAAGGUGGUUUGCUCUUCGACAUAGUGGAGAGCUACCUGGACAAUACUUUUUAGAAUAUUAUACAGAUAGACGCUGUAGGAAGCUAAAGGGUCGUAUUGAUCUUGACCAGUGUGAACAGGUAGAUGCAGGCUUAAGAUUUGAAAAUAGAAAGCAGAAGUAUCAAUACAUGUUCAAUGUGAAAACACCAAAAAGGACGUAUUAUUUAGUAGCAGAAAGCGAAGCUGACAUGAACAAGUGGGUAGAUGCUGUUUGUCAAGUUUGCGGAUUGAAGGCAUAUACCCAAGAUGAGGAACAGCAAUGUCAAAUGUUCCAAUUUGAAUCACAAGAAUCCCCACCAAUAUCACCUAGUAGCACCAUAUCUGGUCCUUACAUUCCUAUUAGCGAAUGCAUUUCUGGACGACGGUUAAACGAUACUAGUUCUCUGAAUUCGGCUCUGGGACAAGGACCUGAGCACUAUGACGCCCCACGACGACUAGCACCUUCUCCUCCGAGAUCUCCGACGACAACUGACGCAGAAAGUGUUUUUACCGACGACGAGUGGACUGCCCCUGUGCCUAGCGUUAAUUGGGAAACAUUUCCUUCUUCAGGUGAACCUAAACAACCGGCCAGUUCGAGCGAUGCGGAAAUUGGUUCUUGGAGCGUCAGGAAGCGAUUUGGAAAAUUGAGAAUCGUCGAUUCAGCCGUACCGCCCGCCGUAGAAAAGUUACCAGCACCCCCUAGACCACCAAAACCUCCUCACAUGUUACCUGAAAAUCCUGGUCAUAAUUACCUAAAUUUAGACGGUGCUACUGAAAGCUCAAAACCAACCACUCCGGCUACUCCUGCGCCAUCAACACCGGCGACCGCAAUUGUAACGGAUGAAUCAUACGAUUUUCCAAGAUCUCAUCAGCCGGGACAAGCAUCCGAUACUAAUCCAAUCGACCAAUCGUCUAAACAUUUUUAUUCGAACGCCGCUCCCAGUACCGUCGAGGAAACGCGUGUGUUCCGUUACGAUUUUCAUCAAGAAGAGGAACCAUCGAGUCCUCGUUCCGAAAGCUCAGCAACUGCUACGUAUUCAAAUUUACCAAGCCCCCUUAUUCGAGAUAAUUCAACUACAGUACCAACGACGGUAGCACCACCGCCGCCAAUUGUCUAUCGAGAAUUAAAACCAGGAAGAAAAACUAGCGAUUCUAUGUCGAUAAUUAGUAACGAAGCAUCCCCAGGACCGGUGGCUUCAGCUUUGGAAAUGAGUUCUGCCGAGCACUCCCCUGCUGAACCACCAAGUAUUAACAGAAAGCUCAAACCACCGCUAAAUAAAUCUCCUGUAGAAGGGCCAUUGCAAUUAGCAUCUCCACCUGGAAGAGGAAGAAUUAGGGCAGCCCCAAGUCCUACGCCUCCGUCUCAUGUACAUUUGAAUCGACAUCAGUCGACGUCGGAUGAAGAUAAUAAUAUUUUUGAUGACAAAGAAGAGAUCUACUAUUAUCAGGAUGAAAACACAUUUAUUCCUGCUUCAAAUCGGCGUCUCGUUGUUUUGCAAUAUUUAGAUCUUGAUUUGGAAGCGACGGAAAAUUUCUCUUCCUCUAGUUUACCACCGACUCAGUCCCCGCCUAGUACAACAGUAUACAAAACAGUGGAUUUCUUGAAAACCGAAGCGUUUAAUCGUACUCGUCAACGAGUCGAAGAGGAGAGGAAACAGUGCACGGACGAACUGGCCUAGCUUUAAAUCGUAUUUUUGAAAAUUGCUACAUCUAACAAAAGGAGGACAAGAAAAGAGAAUUACAAUUCUUAGGUAGAGUAUAGUAAUUGUAUUACUUACUAGCACAUCACGAUAUUAUAAAAAUACUGCGAUACCUACGCAGUACUUAGCAAUCUUUCAAGUGAUUUAAAAAUUUUUAUGUUUAUUAUAUUAAAUCGAAGAUGUUUGACAAAUCUUCGCGAUCAAUGGCAUACGAUAGGUUGAAACUCGAAAAAGAGCAAUAUUCAAUGGACCAAAAAUGUAAUGUUAAAGUUAGAGAAAAUGAUAAAGAGACGAUAAAAGAGCACAAUUUUGUGAAACUCGUUAUAUCAGAAUUUGUUAUAGAAUUUUUAAUUAGAGGAGUAAGUAUUAUUAUAUUUAGGUACCAUUACCGUUUUUACGUAGAUUUUACACGCGUCUGAUGUGAAAAAGGCAUUUUUUUUUUUUAUUAUUAUUGACCGUACAACGAAUUAAAAAUAUGUAUGGUAUUGCUGAACUUUUUAGAUAUUCUAAUUUUAAGUAUUGAACAAAUAAUAUGUAAUAUAUUUUCAAAGUGCCUGAAUUUAUUGUUUUUUUACUAAGAUGAUAAGUUGUUUGUUAUUGCAUAUCAAUUGCAUGGACAGUGGAAUAUUGUAUUUAUGGUUACAGAUAUGACGAACGUAUGAAUAUUGCAACUAUUUUUGAGAAAGUAGUGUUUUUGAAAAUUUAUUUUCUUUAUUCGUUUGAUUCCGAUAGGUUUCGGCUUUUUGAAUGGAAGCCGUUAAAAUAAUUGUUUAUAUCUGACAAUUUCUGAAUUAAAUUAUAUUUAUAUUGUUUCCUAUACAAUCUUUUCAUUUUUGUAAACAUAUUUAUAUUUAACUAUUAACAGUGUACUCGCUGUACCUGCUGACAUGGGUUACUAACGUAUAGUAAUAGAAAUUCUGGCCAUAAAAUCAUAAUGAAACGAAAGAUGUACACAUAUUUUUAACAGCUAUUACAGCACAGAACUGCAUGCCAUAAUUAGAUGUGUAUACAUAUAUACGCACUAAAAGUAUGUGAAAAAAAAAAAUAUAUUUUAUGUAUAGGAGAUGCAUAUAUGGUAUACCAUUUUAUUUUUAUAAUAGCUGUAUUAUAAUUUUUAUACCAAUGAAAUUUUUUAUGUUAUCAAAAGUUGCCUUGUCAUUUUAAACAAAUUUUUAAUUGCCGAAGUUUCAAAUUAUAUUUCGGACACAUUAAAAACGAACAGAGUAUACAUAAAUACAUGUGAUGGUAUCCCUGAAAAUUGAAAAUUAAUAUUUCAAUUACACCCGAGCGUUAAUACAUGUCAUUUAUAUUAAUGUAUAACAGGCGUGACACAUAUCACUGAAAAAAAAAAAGAAAUGCAAACGAAUACAUUAUCGACAUAUCUAUAUUGUUUUAAACAAUUUAUGUAUCGUUAGCACAAUUUUAAUUAUAAAUCAAUGAUUGGAAAUUAAAUCGUGUGUUUAGUGAUGUGAUUAAAUAAAAAUCUUGUUUUUUAUGUAAUUGUGAAAACGUAACAAACAUUAUUGACGCGACGUUAAAAUAAACAUUCGCUCAAA
This is a messenger RNA of Osmia lignaria (orchard mason bee), 4157 nucleotides long. It is a transcript of the gene dos, whose product is annotated as daughter of sevenless. NCBI's taxonomy places the organism in Eukaryota, Metazoa, Arthropoda, Insecta, Hymenoptera, Megachilidae. Gene Ontology annotation, molecular function: signaling adaptor activity. Gene Ontology annotation, biological process: signal transduction. The record is from RefSeq and is a predicted model, not a curated record. Gene Ontology annotation, cellular component: cytoplasm.